Molecule: messenger RNA, 2569 nt
Organism: Galdieria sulphuraria
Lineage: Eukaryota; Rhodophyta; Bangiophyceae; Galdieriales; Galdieriaceae
Product: crossover junction endonuclease MUS81 isoform 2
Exons: 5
Coding region: 116-1870 (584 amino acids)
Biological process (GO): double-strand break repair; DNA catabolic process
Molecular function (GO): DNA binding; crossover junction DNA endonuclease activity
Source: RefSeq, a predicted model, not a curated record
ACUGUGCUCAAAAAGGAAAAAAGUAUUUGUAAACUUUGUUCUUCAACACACAGGUCUGCUUGAGAUAUAGCUCCGGAUUCAUUUUCAAUUUAAAAAGAUUACUGUCCGUUACAAAAUGAAUGAGGAGAUCAUCUGUUUGCUGGAACGAGAGAGAGACAACUUCUUACAAAAAGGAAAGCAUGACUUGGUAAAGUCUUUAGAAAAAUCCAUAGAGAGCGUAAAAGAUUUGAAAGAACCAAUAGAUUCAAUCAAGAAAGUUCGUUCACUCCCAAUCGGGCUCAUUCAGGCAGCUAAAGUAGAACGAUUGAUAACUCGAAGAGAAGACUCCUUCUCGUUUGUCGAAACAAUGAACCAGAAUUUAAAAUCUAUGCAACAAUCCAAACUUAAUUUGAAGUCAAUCAAGAAAGGGAAAAAGCAAGUUGAAGAGAAAGUUUCCAGCAAGACUAGCAGCCAGGCUGAGCAGUCAACAAGGCCUCGACAGAAGACAAGAUAUAUUCCAAAAUUUCGUUCAGCUGCAUAUUCUUUGUUGUUAGGUCUUUAUCAAGCAAUAGUCGUACAAGGCCUUGAAGAUAUCGACAAACAAGGGUUGAUUAAUCUAUCUCAACCGUUCUGUGAUUCUAUAUUGCAGAGAAAUGGUUUCGUGAGUUCUCAAUCAUACUCAGAGCAAGUUAGUGGUUGGACGAGCAUGAGCAAGAUUUUAUUGAAACGGCAGCUUGCCAGAACUGUCCCUGGCAGACGACCACUAAGAUACACAUUAACUGAAGAGGGAAAGGAACUUGCCAAUAUUUUAAUCAACAAAUUUAGUGUACAUUUUUUAUGCAAAGAAACACCUUGUGAGGAUAAUGAGAGCAUAGAACUAGGAAAAGUUGACCUUUAUCGUGAAGUCGUCGAAUGGGGACAACCAUCAAAAUGCAUUAUUUCAUAUGAAAGCACAAAACUUUAUUCUGUGAAUGAUACCCAAACCUCUGUUGUCAGUGAAUGUCAGAAGGCGCAACUUUACGUUGUUUUAGAUAAUAGAGAAGUGAAAGGAUUCGGAAAAUCUAGAAAAAGGUUGAUGGAAUUUUUAGAGAUACUCGGCGUACCCGUCAUGUUGUAUCAACUAGAAUUAGGUGAUAUCUUAUUUGUCGCAAUGGCAGAUUCUAUCGAUGCAGAUAAAUGCAAUAACACUAAAUUAUCUAUGUCUGAAGGAAGAGUCCUAGACUAUUUAAUUGAACGUAAACGAAAUGACGAUCUUGCAUCAUCUUUGCAUGACAGAAGGUUUUCGAGGCAAAGAUUUUGUAUGAAACAAAGCAAUAUUAGCCACCUCAUUUACCUUAUCGAAGGCGACUUGAAAGCUCAGGAGAAGGAAAAUGUGGAUUCCCUUUGGCGAGUUUUAAUGAGCACAGCUAUGGUUGACAACUUCCAUAUUGAAUAUUCAAAGGACGUUUGGGAAAGUGCUUGUUUUGUGAAAAAUUUAUAUCAAGUAGUGAAUUCGGAAGUACAGAAACUUGCAUGGCGGGAUAUCAUGGGAAAUCCAUCCCUUGAACAAUGGAAUAGAGCUCUUAGAGAAGCUAAGAAGCCCUCAGGAUUGGAUUUGUUUAAAUGGCAGUUGAUGUCAAUACCAGGUAAGUUGUAUGACUCACAUUUAUUGAAUCAUCCUUACAUUUUACGAAUCGAAGGUAUUGAUUAUCGCAGAGCGCAAGAUGUGGUAUCUUGUGGCUUUCGUUCCUUGGUAGAACUUGGAGAAGGUUUGGAUCGUUACUCAACUAGAAAUGAAAGAAUUUCUUAUUUACAGGAAAUAUCACUUCAGUGUGGAAAAAAACGAUGGUGUCGUAAUUUAUAUGAGACGAUUGAAGCGCUUUUUUGCUGUAAUGAGAUAUAUCCAGAAUAGGCAAAAACAUGCAAUGCUACCUUACUCUAUGUCUUGUAGAUUUAUUCUUAGGGACGCUCUGUAAAUAUACAAAAAUUUAUUAAAAAACAAGUAUGCAAAAUAGGUCAUUUUAACGUCAUAAGUUGUCAAGAUAGAAACAGAGCUAGAAUAUUUCCUGUGGUCAGAUCUGUGUUUACUACAUACAGUUAGGCAGCAAAGACGGUUUUCAGAACUCUUUUCAAACGAGAGUUAAAAGACCAAAAGAAGCCUCUCGAUAUCUUUAAAAGUUUUUGAAUCUCCCACAACAACUUUGGAACAUAUUGUGGUAAGGAUUCAGCAACCAGGGUUCAAAGAGGCCCACUUUUCAGUGGAGAGGUACCUAUUGGAGAGACCAAUAGUUGAAAUAAGGAGAGACCGAAGCAAGUGCCACAACUCAAGUAAAUAACCCGUAGAAGAUUGCUACCUUAAAAAAAGGAAUGUAGUACAGCGUGUAAGAACGUUCACUUCGUUCAAGUUUUCGCUCAUAGAUAGACCUAAAUUCUCUUAAUCUUGCAAUUCACAAGCAACACCAUGAAGUUGCACAGACUGUUGCAAAACUGCUGUAGUCUACGGAAUAUGAGAAUAGAAUGAAAUAAAAGUGACGCCAAAUAGGAGAAAUAUGUGACAUAUUAGGUGAUAUCUCUCUCUGGAUUAAUCCAACACUAGCUUACUUAAGCGUUA